Papaver somniferum (opium poppy) is the source of this 1431-nucleotide messenger RNA. Its product is annotated as auxin response factor 2-like. Lineage: Eukaryota; Viridiplantae; Streptophyta; Magnoliopsida; Ranunculales; Papaveraceae. Gene Ontology annotation, biological process: response to hormone; regulation of DNA-templated transcription. The transcript has 14 exons. Gene Ontology annotation, cellular component: nucleus. The coding region runs from base 1 to 1431 and encodes 476 amino acids. Gene Ontology annotation, molecular function: DNA binding. The record is from RefSeq and is a predicted model, not a curated record.
AUGCCUAGUCAGCAGACAUCUCAGCAUACCCCCACAAAGAGACAUGUUUCAAAAUCACCUGCAAUAAAGAAGAAACAGAAGAACCAACCAUCAAUUGAACUUGAUGAGGAACAUGAUACAUUGGAAGCAUUAUCUGAUGAUGAUGAAGAAUGCGGUGAAACUGAUACUGACUUGGAUGAAGAAGAACCUGACAGAUAUGAAGAAGGCAAAAGUGAUCGCCAAAAUAUGAUGAUGCAGAAGUACAAAAUUGGUAUUUUAAACACAAAGCUGGAGGGUGAUGAAACUUUUAAGAUUGAAGACGAAAGAGAUGGAAUAUAUGGCGCAUUAUGGAAUGCAUGUGCUGGACCCUCCGUUAAAAUUCCACGUAUAGGAGAGAAAGUUUUUUAUUUCCCACAAGGUCACUUAGAACAGGUCGAAGCAUAUACAAAUCAACGAACCAGUUCUCAAAUGCCUGUUUAUGAUCUACCAUCAAAGAUUCUCUGCAGAGUUAUAUAUGUACAACUUAAGGCUGAAAUGGAAUCAGAUGAAGUGUUUGCUCAAGUGACACUAGUUCCGGACUCGAAGCAAGAUGAACCUGGAAUAAACAAAGAGAAACUUCUUUUUCCUCCUAAGAACACUAAAGUUUACUCCUUUUGCAAGAUACUUACUCCAUCUGAUACAAGUACUCAUGGAGGAUUUUCGGUUCUUAGACGACAUGCUAAUGAAUGUCUUCCACCUUUGGACAUGAGCCAGCAACCACCAUGUCAAGAGUUGGUGGCAAAAGAUUUGCAUGGGGUAGAAUGGCGCUUCCGCCAUAUUUAUCGUGGUCAACCCAAGAGGCACUUGCUUACAAGUGGUUGGAGUACAUUUGUGAACUCAAAGAAACUUGUUGCUGGUGAUACCUUUAUUUUCAUAAGGGCAGAAGAUGGGGAGCUUCGCGUUGGGUUUCGCCGUGCUUCAAGUAAGAUGCAAAGUUAUCCAUCAACAUCAGUCAGCAGUCACACCAUGCAGCUUGGCAUACUCGCAACUGCUUCGCAUGCACUUUCAACUGGAUCCAUGUUCAGUGUUUACUAUCGUCCAAGGACAAGCCCAUCAGAGUUCUUGAUCCCAUAUAAGCAAUACAUGAAUAGCGUAAGAAGCAGUUUUGCAGUUGGGACUAGAUUUAAAAUGAGGAUUGACAGGGAAGAAGCUCCAGAAGAAAGACCUUCAGGCACCUUAGUUGGUAUCGAAGAGGAUGAUCCUGUUCACUGGCCCUGCUCGCAAUGGAAAUGUCUCGUCGCUCAUUGGGAUGAACCAUCUUCCUCCGUGCCACGUCCACUUCGGAUUUCUCCAUGGAUGAUUGAACCACUUUCAGCUGCGACUAACAUGCAACAGGUUCAAUCCCGAACAAAGAGACUUAGAACCAGUCAAGCAUCACCAGAUGAAUCAUCUACACUGUGCAAUGAUGGUUAG